Molecule: messenger RNA, 2406 nt
Organism: Seminavis robusta
Lineage: Eukaryota; Bacillariophyta; Bacillariophyceae; Naviculales; Naviculaceae
Source: the annotation of a GenBank genome assembly
AUGACUUCCUUUGCCCCCAUUUCCUCUACUGAUUCCAUGAGACGCAAUCGCAUUGCGGCGCAACAGCACGAACCCGUCAUUCUUGCUUCCACGGGAACCAUUGUCACCGAUUUGCCAGAUUCCGAAUAUCCACGACCUUUGCAAAUUGGAGACUACUCGCAGCGUUCACAAUCACAACAAUCGGCUUACUAUUAUGAAACAACCACCACCACCUAUUCUUAUCGAGGAGGAUUCUCCACGUCACUCUGUGAUUUAUUCCAAGAUCCACGAGAUCGGUCCAGUUGUUGUGCCCUCACGUGCUGUGGAACCUUUCUACAAGAUCGGAAUCGAUUUAUACUCACGGGAGAAAUGCCACCGCCCUGGUGGAUGCGCAUUCUCGUCCAUGUCGGAGGAUUUGUCCUCUCUGUCAUUGUAUCGUCCAUUCUCGUUGCAUUAUUCUUCAACAAUCAACACUCUCUCCUGGCAGCCCUCUUGCCACCCGUCCUUUUUGUCAUGGCCAUGUUGCUACGAGGCACGACCAUGCGACAACAAUUACGAAAACAAUUGCAAAUUCGCAUGAUGGAAACAACAAACCCACAAUCACACAACAAUGAUAACCACCAAUCCUCCUCCUUCUCCCAACAGCUUCAUCUUUCAACCCGCAGCGAACAUUGGUGUUGUGCCUUGGUCAGCAAUGACCGUCGACGUACACUCGCACACCCCAACAAUACUACUACUGCCAUGUCACGCACCCAACGCGACCAACACUACUUUCUCCAAGAAGAGCGACAACGACGACAGCAAGCCGAUUUUUGUUUUCGCAUUUGGCAAUUACUGUCGUGUCUGUGCUGCGAUAUAUGCUGUUUCAGUUGGUGUCACUGGUGUGGCAUGUGUGCCACCGGACAAGAAGAUCGAGAACUACGACGAUUGUUGCCACCGCAAGUCUUUUGGAGAGAUUACAUUACCUUUCAACCCUACGGGGAAUAUUAUCCCCAAAUUGAAUGGUUGCGACAGCAGCAACAACAGCACACGACUACCACAACUUUUUGGAAUCAUUUGGGAGCACUCUCGCAGUUGUCUCAAAAACUACUGUCGCUCUUGCAAUGUUCCAUUCUGCUGUUACUCGGAAUUGCCACCUUUCACAUUAUCAGCAGUUUUUCCAUUGGAAAAGUAUUUGUCGUCGUGGCGACAUUGGCACAAGCAUUUCUCAUACUCUACCUCGUCUAUUGGCGUCAUCAUCGAAUGGAUGUGAGUUUGGAUGCCAUUAUCAAAUUCUUUGCUUCGGGGUUCGUACUGGCCAUGACGGCCGCAUUGGUCGUCGAACUCCUAUUGGACGCUAUUGGAGAAGUCAUUUUCAGUAUCGUCAUGACCAACGAAUACAUUCAAGAUCAUCCGGAAGUGCUCACCAUGGACGAUGAUUACGCCAUUGCACAUGGACAAGUGGGACCCUUUUCCAACAUCGAAACCUUCAAGGGCAUGGCACAAAAACACUACAUCACCUUGCUCGUUUAUCUAUUUUUCAAGGCCGUCGUCGUGGCAGCGUUGGUCGAGGAAAUGACCAAGUAUUAUUGCUUUUGGAUGGUCGAACAUCCCGAUUACAUUUACGGAUCACUCCGGCAUGUCAACCCGGAAAUGGGAGAAGAGGGAGCGUUUUGCAAUCAUCCCGCUGACAAUAAUAAUAAUCAUGGCACUACAACAAAUACAAAUACAAAUACGACGACGAGCCAACAACAACAACAAUGCGUCGUCGCGCCACCCACGUCCCCGUCCGAAUCGGCCACCACGGGAAUGCCGCCCUUUCGACCACGACAAACACCCAAUCACACCACGGCGGGGGCAGCCAUUACCGUCGGUAUGAUUGCCACGGCUGCUGGAUUUGCCUGUUCCGAAAAUCUCAUGUAUGUCUUUAGUCAGAAUUCCGUGGCGGGAGAAAUCACGGUUUUAAUGGUUCGAAGUGCCUUGCCUGUACACUCGAUAUGUGCCGCCAUUCAAAGUAUCGGGGUAGUACGGCGGGAUGUGGAGCAGGAUACCGACUACAAGAUUGGAUGGGCCAUCUUUCCGGCAGUGCUUUUGCACGGAAUGUUCGACUUUAUACUGCUCUCGCUUUCCAUGAUGGAAUACGUCUGGUCUCCCUCUUCCAGUAGUAGCACCAACAAUAAUAGUCAAGGCGGCGACAACAACAGCCAACACAGCAAUGCCGGGGCGCAUGACGAUUGGCUUGGAACCAACGAUGACGAGUACCCCGCCCCAGUGGAGUAUUCGGAAACGUUUGCUGAACAAAUGUUGAGUUUCAGUGUCGGGGCCGCAAUUACCAUGAUCGGGGUCAUUUAUUAUGUGAACGAGUCAGGCAAACAACGACACCGACUACAGGCUUUGGAAAUGACAACCGCAGAAGUGCCAUCGACAGCGGGGCUAGUGUUCACGUAA